AUGUGUGCCGGUAACGAAGCAUUCUACGGACUGCUCUACAUCAAUCACUUCUACUCAGGACCGGCGCUGUUCGGUGCAUAUCUGGUGCCGACGCUCACGUGUCUGUGUUUUCCAGUUGCGUUCGUGAAGGCUUGUAUCAGUGUCGUGCACCUGGUCACCGCUGCACAAACCGUUGUCAAACACGAUAUCGCUAACAUACAAUCACGUCAACAAUAA
Anisakis simplex (herring worm) is the source of this 216-nucleotide messenger RNA. The record is from the annotation of a GenBank genome assembly. Lineage: Eukaryota; Metazoa; Nematoda; Chromadorea; Rhabditida; Anisakidae.